This is a messenger RNA of Vitrella brassicaformis, 707 nucleotides long. The record is from the annotation of a GenBank genome assembly. NCBI's taxonomy places the organism in Eukaryota, Vitrellaceae.
AGCAGUCGGCCAGACACAUUGUGUGCCCGCUUUCAAAGGAGAUAAGGCCCCGUUGCCAUCAUGGCAGAGAGUUCCAAGGCCGCAGAGCCUCCGAACGUCCCACCAGCCAGCCAUGGGAUGGCAACGGAGGAUACGUUUAUACACCAGAGCUUCAGGGACGUCAGAUAUGAGGGAGAGGGUAUGCAUUCACACUGCAUACGAUGCAUACACACGAGUUUGAUGCCAUUUCUCGCAUGAUGCACAUGCAUGGGUAUCUCUGUGGAUGCAGGUAAGCAUGCCGUGGUCUAUAGCGGCGUCAAGAGGGAGGGCUGUGGCGUUUUGAAGGAGGUUCCACCAAGGGAAAGGGUGGCCAUCAAAAAGGUAUGGAACGUUCGACACGGAAUGCACCUUCCAUGUGUGUAUUUCUGUGUGUGCACUAUAUCGAUGACAUGAUGCAGUACAAGGACACCAUCAGGUCGUCGAACGGGACGGAUCGCUACUUUUCAUACCCGCAGCUCAAAGAGUACUCAGAGAGAGAGGUACGCAGACACAUGCCUUUCCUUCAGUCUUCCAUCCCCUUCUCAUGACCACUGGUGGAUGGAUGGAUGCAUUGCUUGUUUGUGCAGUUUGCGUGCCACGUCCGCGCCGGCGGACAUCCGAAUGUGGUCAAGGCUUAUGCCCGAUACUCUGCCUACGAGUCGGGUCGAGCCUUUGAGAAGAGCGUGUAG